Molecule: messenger RNA, 843 nt
Organism: Parastagonospora nodorum SN15
Lineage: Eukaryota; Fungi; Ascomycota; Dothideomycetes; Pleosporales; Phaeosphaeriaceae
Exons: 3
Coding region: 1-843 (280 amino acids)
Source: RefSeq, a predicted model, not a curated record
AUGUCUGAACUCAAGAACUUUGAACGCAUGUUCCGCCUCGACGGCAAGGUCGCACUAAUUACUGGAGGGUCAAGAGGUCUUGGUCUCCAUACAGCGACGGCAUUUCUCCUAGCAGGCGCGAAGAAAGUUUUCAUAUCGGCGCGCAAGAAUGGCGGACCUGAGGGCAUCGACCAGGCUGUGGAGAAACUGAACAAGCUGCCCGUGUCUGGUGAGGCGGUGGGCAUUGCAGCCAAUGUCGCUGACACGGCUGACAUUGCGCGCCUGGUGAAGAAGGUGCAGGAGACGGACGCGACAUUGGACAUUCUGGUGUGCAACGCGGGGGCAACCUGGGGAGGAGCCUUCGACAGCCAUCCAGACUCGGCGAGCCAGAAGGUGUUGGACUUGAACGUGAGGGGUGUCUUCAACCUCGCGCGAUUAUUCGUGCCGCUGCUGGAAAAGGCAGGCACGCGACAAGACCCGUCGCGCAUCAUCAUCGUCUCAUCAACGGCAGGCACCACGGUGCCUCAUGUUGGCGAACACGGCACCAUAAUGUACAGUGUCUCCAAGGCCGCCGCCCAUCAUCUAUCGCGUCAGCUCGCUGUCGAACUCGGACCGCGCAAUAUUACCACAAACACAGUUGCCCCUGGCUUCUUCCCCUCCAAGCUGGCCAAUGGAUUGAUUGAGCUGCUAGGUGGCCAGCAAGAAUUGGAGGAUUGGAAUCCGCGGAAACGACUGGGCGAGGCCGAGGACAUUGCAGGCGUCAUGAUAUACCUUGCGAGCCCUGCUGGUGCCUACGUGAAUGGCGAGGACAUAGCCGUUGAUGGUGGUGUCAGGUAUGCAGCAGGCAGACAGUCGAAGCUGUAG